UUUUUAAGGAAGAGUCAGAGGAUGGAUUAUUCCAAACUAAUUCCCAAAUGGCCAAAAUAUGUGCCAUGCGUAGGCUUCCUACACAUUUCUCAGGAAGCAAAACAACUUGUAUAAUGGUGUUCUCUAUCUUCUCUGCAGCCCCGGGAUUCAUGAACAAUUCAGUGAAAAGCACUGUGACUGAAUUUGUCCUUCUAGGCUUCCCUGGUGGCCAGGAGAUGAAAAUUUUCCUCUUUUCACUAUUCUUUGGGGUCUAUAUAUCUACCAUGAUGGGAAAUGGCAGCAUUGUCUGUGCUGUGAGGUGGGACCAACGACUCCAUACCCCAAUGUAUAUUCUCCUGGGGAACUUUGCUUUCCUUGAAAUCUGGUACAUUACCUCUACUGUGCCUAGGAUACUGGCCAAUUUCCUCUCAGAGACAAAAACCAUCUCUUUUGUUGGCUGUUUCCUGCAGUUCUACUUUUUUACUUCCCUCGCUACAACUGAAAUAUAUCUCCUCUGUGUCAUGGCAUAUGACCGGUACCUCGCCAUCUGCCGCCCAUUGCACUACCCAACCAUCAUGACCCUACAACUCUGCUAUCUCUUGAUUUCUCUUUGCUGGGUGUUUGGGUUCCUUAGUUACUCAGUCUCCACAGUGCAACUCUUUCAGUUGUCUUUCUGUGGGCCCAACAUCAUUGAUCACUUUGUGUGUGACAUGGACCCACUGAUGUCUCUGUCCUGUGACCCAGCUCCUAUCACUGAGAUUGUCUUCUAUAUCCUGAGCUCCCUCAUUAUCUUCCUCACCCUUCUAUACAUCCUUGGGUCUUAUAUCCUUUUACUGAUAGCUGUGUUAAAAGUUCCUUCAGCAGCUGGUCGGCAAAGGGCUUUUUCCACCUGUGGAUCUCAUCUGACAGUGGUCUGUCUAUUCUUUGGGGCCCUCUUGGCAAUGUAUGUGAGCCCCACAUCUGAAAACCCAGCUGAACUUCAGAAGAUUAUUACUUUGUUCUAUUCUGUGGUCACUCCCUUCUUAAAUCCUCUGAUUUACAGCUUACAUAACAAAGAGAUGAAGUCUGCUUUGAAGAAAGUCUUGAGGAUAGAAUAAGCAUAAUCUAUGGGAGACCAAGCAGACCACUGUCCACACAUAAAGGAUCACUUAAGAAAGACUUGAUUUCAGCUGCCAAUGCACACUUUAAAGAAAAUGUUUUCUCAGUGGGGCCCUUCAUUGAUUUAUUCUUCAGCUAACCAGGAAGAGCUGUAAUUAUAAUUGACUUAAAUGUAACAACUAUAUUUUCAACAUGGGCAAUCCCAGUAGAUACAAGGCCAUUACAUCUGUGGUAUUUCUCAAUGUUUUAGCUUUGAUUACUGGAGGGAUGGGAUGUAGAAGUUCGGAGAGCUGUUAUCCCAGGUGGAUCAUCAUUGGUGUACUCAAGGCUUUUCUUAACACAGUCUAAUAUUUUAAAAAGUGAAUAUGAAACAAAUUUUAAUGCCUAAUGACUACAGAACUAAAGGAUUUAGUAACAGAACAACCUUCUAAUUUCCUUGGUUCUUGAUGGUUGAGAGUCUUCCAGACUAGGGACAAACUGAAAGUUUCAUGCUUACAUAAGUAGUAAAUGUUUUAACAUUAGAAAAAGUAGUAGUCAUUCUUUCAUUG
Molecule: messenger RNA, 1625 nt
Organism: Loxodonta africana (African savanna elephant)
Lineage: Eukaryota; Metazoa; Chordata; Mammalia; Proboscidea; Elephantidae
Product: olfactory receptor 11H7-like
Exons: 1
Coding region: 48-1076 (342 amino acids)
Biological process (GO): G protein-coupled receptor signaling pathway
Cellular component (GO): membrane
Molecular function (GO): G protein-coupled receptor activity; olfactory receptor activity
Source: RefSeq, a predicted model, not a curated record